Hydractinia symbiolongicarpus is the source of this 3722-nucleotide messenger RNA. RefSeq lists its product as uncharacterized. The transcript has 22 exons. NCBI's taxonomy places the organism in Eukaryota, Metazoa, Cnidaria, Hydrozoa, Anthoathecata, Hydractiniidae. The record is from RefSeq and is a predicted model, not a curated record. Gene Ontology annotation, molecular function: DNA binding. The coding region runs from base 1 to 3468 and encodes 1155 amino acids.
AUGUGUUUGUUUCGGGUUUAUAGGUUGAUUUAUUGGGUUCUGGAUUCUGUAGAUACUGUUUUGACUGAUUUAAUUCAAAUAGAACUUAUGCAGGAUUAUGGGGAAAAUGACGAAGAAAAAUGUGAUCAAGUAGUUGUUCGAAAAAAAGACGGGAGUAUUGAACUAAAAUCUGACACCUGUGUAAAAGAUAAAGAUGAUGUGAAUGCAAAGUUUAUUGAUGUUGUUGAUGUAUAUGAACCCAAGAAUAACGAUCCUGCUCGUUUAUAUAGUAAAAACAUAGGCAAAGGAAAAGAUUCAGUUGCUAUCAAUGGUCAGAAUGUUGAUUUGUGUGAAAAAUUAGAGGAGGAAGUAGAGGAAAAUAUUAAAUGCAAAGGUUUUAAUGGUGGUUAUCAGACAAAUAGUGCUACUGUUUACAUGCAAUUAGAAAAUAUGGGAGGGCAGAAAUAUUGUGUUCAUAAACUCCAACUUAAAGAAAAUGUUGAAAACACAUCUAUCAUACAGGAUAUGGAAAUAGUUGGUGAAAAUAAAGAACAAGUUGCUGCUGAAAUCAUUACAGAUAUUGUCAGUGUUAUAGAUAGAAGUGUCACUAAUGACAAGGUUCUUGAUUUUGUUGAUGUAUGUGAACCCAAGGGCAAUAAUUCUGAUAGUUUACACAAUCAAAGUGUAGGUGAAGGCAAAGAUGCAGUUUUGGUCAAUCGUGUUGCUGGUAGUGUGAGUUAUAAGGUGGAUAAUCCUACUGUUUAUACACAAGUAGAAUCAAACGAAGGGGACAGAUAUUGUGGUGAUGAACCUCUACAUGGACAGAAUGUUGAGGAAACGAAUAUUGCUGGUAUACAGGAUAUGAAAAUAGGUUGUGAAAAUAAAGAACAAGUUGCUGAGAUCAUUGCAGAUGUUGUCAGUGUCCAAGGUCGAAAUUACAAGAGUGCAGAUGUGGUUGCAUCAGGUGUAAAUACGUACAAGAACAGUACUUACCAAUCAAAAAAAAAGAUUCAGGAAAAUAUUGGCAGUGGUGUAAAUAAAAAGAAUGUCAUUGGUGGAGAUAAAUUUGCGGACUACUACAAGGACAUAGAUUUUGCCAAGCUGGAUUGUAGUGACGAUGAUGUGAAAAUUACUUAUCCGGAAAUUGAAAUUGUCCCUGAUUUCAGCAGUUCUGACAGUGAAACAGUAAGUAUUGAAGUUCCAUGUUCCACUUUGAAUGGUAGUAAUGAAGAAACAACUUUUCCAUUAAAAAUUAAUUUUAGAAAUGACAAAACUGAAACACUGACAAAAGUAUUGGAGAAGUUCAUGAAAGUUGAUCUUGAAGAAAUAGAAACUCUAGCAUCGACAAAGGUGUGUCAAGUUGCUGAACAUACGCAGACCAUUAGGGAAGUCAGCUGUUGUGAACAAGUUUCAGUGAAAAAUGAUUCUGGUUUGGAGAUUGAUGAGGAUUUAGACAUUGUGAAUACUGAUAGUGAACAGGAAACAAUUGAAGCCGAGUCUAAAAAACUGCAGAAAAAAAGUCCUUACAAAAAACCGUAUAGAAUGUGCAUUUAUUGUUCUAUAAUGUCUUCAAAAUUGAGCAGACACAUUAAAAAAUGUCAUAAGGAAAAUGAGAGAGUGAAAAAUGCACUAAAGAUGACUAAGGUGAAGCAAAUUGAGGAAUGGAAAAAAAUUAAAAGGGAAGGAAUUUUAAUGUACAACAAGUUGCAAGCUACCACAGAAAAUCCUAUUUUCCAAGAAGAACGUCAAAGAAAGAAAUACUUGGAAUUGCAACGUUGUAAUUUAUGCUCUGCUUUUAUCUCUAAGCGUUUCUUUGCCAGCCACAAAAGAACGUGCAUGAGAAGACAAGAUGCUGUCCCAACAGGCUUGCCAUUGUCACUGGACUUCCUUCCAAUGUCACUCCAAAUGUCGGAUCAAUUCAAGGAAGUCAUUUUGGCCAAGCUUAGAGAUGAUCCCGUAGGAAAUAUAUGUCGCAAAGAUGAAAUGAUAUUACGAAUUGGAAUGAAGUUGUUUGCAAAGCUUGUAGUCAAAAAAGAAAAAGCAGCCACCGUGAAUAAAUCUGUUAGGGGUCAUAUGCGAGUGUUAGGUAGCCUGUACCAAUCUUUUAAGAGGAUGAAUGGCGUUUGUCAUGAUCAUGGUAAUUUGUUAGAUAUGUUUGUGCGAAAGAAUUUUACGUGUUUUACUGAUGCCAUUGACGCUGUUACUUUGAAUGUUGAUCGUAGUCUUAAGCCAGGACUACGCCAGAAUGUUUUUUACAUCAUCAACAAAAGUGUAAAAAUAUUGUAUGCUCAUCAAUAUAUGUUAGCUAACGAAGAGGAGGCCAGUGAAAUUGAAAAAUUUAUGGUAUGCUAUAAAGCCAACGAGGAUUGCAUGGUUUCCUCUGCACGAUACGAGCUUGAAAAAAAAAGGCUAGUUAAAAUAAGAAAACCAUGUCAGUUGCCUUUGGAAAGCAACAUUGAGAAAAUACAUCAACAUAUUCUCAAGAGAAUGGGUGAACUACUGUGUGUUUUUGAGUUAUGGACUGCUCACUCUUUUGUUGAACUGAGGAACUUAGUACUCACACGACUAACAUUAUUGAAUGGGCGCCGUGGUGGGGAAACAAGUCGCCUCCUAGUAAAAGAUUGGUUAGAAGCAGAAAGCGAUAAUUGGAUUGAUCAACAACGUCUUCAGAGUUUGAAUGAAGCUGACAAACUAUUAGUGAGUUCACUAAAAAUAACCUACAUGACGGGUAAAGGAAAUCAUCAUUUGGUGUCUGUUUUAUUUCCAAACGACACUACUUCUGCUAUGAAAAGGUUAGUUGAUCCAAAAUUUAGAUGCAAGGCUGGUAUCGACAAAAAUAAUGAUUUUGUGUUUGCCAGCACACAGCUGUCAUCUUUAAAUGUGUCUGGCUGGCAUGCAUUGAAAGAAGUCUGUAAGAAACUAGAACUUACCAAUGUGGAAAUUAUAAAUGCAACCACUAAUAGACACCGCGUCAGCACUUUAUAUGCUGCGUUGGACCUGCCACAACAGGAAAGACAACUGUUCUACGCCCAUAUGGGUCAUUCUGAAAGCAUGAAUAAAGAUAUUUAUCAAGACCCAUUAGCUUUAAUGGGAGUCACAAAGAUUGGAAAACAAUUAAUAAAUCUCCAUGCAAGCGAUAACGGUCAUAUUGAAGAAACUGAUAAAAGUUUAAAAACAUUUAAAGACAAAACUCAUACAGAAGACAAGAAAUUGGCAACUAACUAUGCAGUGACAAGUACUCCCGUAAGAACAUCAGCUAAAGCGACAAAGACAAAAAGAUCAGUGGGGAAAAGAGUGAUGAUGCUGUCGAACAGUUCAUCUGAUGAAGAAGCUAUUGAAUCAAAAAAUGUACCAGUUGAAGCUAGGAAGUAUCCUUUGCGUGGCAGAUCAAAAAAAGAAAAAAGUACGUUAAAAUUACUGAUGCCCAAAUUAGUGAUGAUUCAUGUGAUCCUACUUCCUAUGAAGAUAAAGAAGAGAAUGAGAGAUUGAAAUGCAAACCUGUCAAAUCCAGUGUCAAGUGGACUCCGGAAUUAAAUAAAGUGUUCUUCGAAAAAUUUGGUUGUUACGUGCGUCGCACCAAUGAUCGACCAUUUCCAGGUCGACUGGAAAUGGAAAAUUUUGCAAAAAGUUACUUUGGAUCAGCCAAUUUUGCCUUCGCUGUGCGAACAAAAAUAAACAACGAGCGGAAAAAGUUCGAUGACAUAAAGAAUAAAAGGUUGAAAGAAAUUGGACUAACUAGUUAA